Molecule: messenger RNA, 2301 nt
Organism: Triticum aestivum (bread wheat)
Lineage: Eukaryota; Viridiplantae; Streptophyta; Magnoliopsida; Poales; Poaceae
Exons: 2
Coding region: 114-2156 (680 amino acids)
Source: RefSeq, a predicted model, not a curated record
UUCUUCCUUACCACUCCGGAGCUCUCCCUCCUACGUAGUAAUUUUGUGCGCUUCUGUGUUGUUGCUUUUGCUUCCAUAAGCCGGAUCUAGCUCACUAACAGGGUGGCGUAUCAAUGGGUGAAACUGGAGCACCGAUGCAGUAUUUGCUGUAUCUUUGGAAUGAGUGGGAGCUCCAAACUGUUGUUGCUGCCAGCUUCAGUCUGCAGGUUAUCCUCUUCUUCUUUGCAGGCGUCCGCCGUUACAACACCUCGUCUGUUGUUAGGGUGAUCCUCUGGCUAGUGUAUCUGCUUGCCGAUGCCAUUGCGAUAUACGCCCUGGGGCACAUCACCUCGUCAUUGUCAAAGAAAUCGAACCAGCUGGUGGCGUUCUGGGCGCCAUUGCUCGUUCUGCACCUCGGCGGCCAGGACACCAUCACUGCGUACGCCCUGGAGGACAAUGAACUCUGGCUGCGCCACCUGCUAAACAUGUCUGUGCAGGUCGCCGGCACCGCGUAUGUGCUCUACAAGUACAUCAAAGAAGACGGGUCAACCUUUGCCCGUGCUGCUAUUUGGGUACUGGCCGCCGGAGUUUUCAAGUACGGCGAGAGGAUACGGGCACUGAAGCUUGCAACCAGGAAGCACUCAAAGAAAAAUUGGAAACCACGAAGAAUAUGGAGGAGGAGGACGACGGAUCCCCCUUUGGAAAGUGUUCCGUUUGAAAUUUAUGCAUUUAUUGUGAUGAGAGCACACGUGGUACGCCAUAAUUAUGUCAAGCCUAUAAUUAUGGGCUACCCUGCGGGAAACACUACCAACGAGAUCGGGGCAUCCCUGAUGGAUGACUUCUGGGAACAAGUAAGGGAUCAUGUUACAUAUGUACAAGGGUAUGCACCACGGCUACGGGAAGAGGAUGCAUCGCUAGAGGAGAAGAUGCAAACUAAGAACCUGUACAAGACAAUCGAGGUGGAGCUCGGCCUGGUGUACGAGACUCUGUACACCAAGGCACCGGUGAUCCACACAUGGUAUGGCCACUGCAUCCGCACCUUCUCAUUAGUAUCUUGCUUCGCCGCUCUCGUGAUCUUCACAGUGAGCAAAAAAGAUAGCUACAGCACACCUAAUGUUGUUAUCACUUUUGCUCUUCUGGGCGGAGCUUGCGCACUAGAGGUUGCAUCUGUUUUCAAGGCGAGUGGGUCGACCUGGACAUAUGCCAUCCUGAGAGACGAGGGGUAUAACCGGCUGGCCAAUGCAAUUCUCUUUGCACGGUACCACCUCCGUCUUGUCAAUGAUGGAAGGUGGUCCGAUUCCAUCGGGCAAUCUAACUUCAUAUCCUAUUAUGCAUUUGACCCCAAGGAAGACCUCGCGGGAAGAAUAUCCAGAUGGAUUGGGCUCCGCCGCUUGUGGUUCAAAGCUCACCGCAUCAAACAUGCCAAGCUUUCACCUGCCGUGAAGGAGUUUGUAUAUGCCUUGCUCAAAGGUGAGUGGAGACAUCUGGUCAGCAUUGAAGAUGUGGGCCCCCGGAGAGCGGCCUGGGCUCGCAAGUUCAGCGACAACGCCAAGAUCAAACAACUUGACUGGAGCCUGAGUUUUGAAUUUCAGGAGUGUGUGUAUAUUUGGCAUAUAGCCACAAGCACCUUCCUCAAUAACUCUGCCCUCGAACCGGAGUUGGUCAACAAGGACAUGGCUGUCAUGGCUGGAGCAGUCAACACUCUCUCUGAUUACAUGAUGUACCUCCUCGUCAAGCACCCAGACAUUCUGCCCACUGAGGAAGCCAGUCGACGCUGGUAUGACAGUGUCGGCCGUGUUUACGUGUACAUUCUGGGUAGAGGUGGUGAUGAGUGUGGGCCUCACGCGGUAAUGCUGAAAUGCGAUGCUAAGGAACGUGAUUGGGAUAGUAACGGGGACUGGGCUAUGAUGGAGAAAGCAGGCACACUUGCUCGGAUAAUGCUCGACAUGGAGUUGGGGCUCCCACAUAAGUUGGUAAUACUUGGAACAGUUUGGAUGGAGAUGUUGUGCCACACAGCAACCAACACAGCUGGCGAAUUCCACGCCAGGCAGCUCAGCAAUGGGGGCGAGUUUCUGACCCACAUCUUGCUCCUCGCUGGAUAUUGUUCUUAUAUGAAAGAGGCAACAAAGCCGCCCGAAGCAGAUGAUUGCAAGGAUGUGAUCAUCGAAAUCCCCUGACCGAUAGACCGUGUCAACAGGCUGCCAAGCUAUUCUCCUCCUCAGAUCCAGUAUUUGUAAUUCUGUUUUUGCUAUUGCGUUGAAUUUGUAACUCCAUUCCAAUUUCAUUCUUAUUGCUGCUGGUGAAGCAUGUAAUCUCACCUCU